Molecule: messenger RNA, 8299 nt
Organism: Chelmon rostratus (copperband butterflyfish)
Lineage: Eukaryota; Metazoa; Chordata; Actinopteri; Chaetodontiformes; Chaetodontidae
Product: diacylglycerol kinase theta
Exons: 23
Coding region: 928-3693 (921 amino acids)
Biological process (GO): diacylglycerol metabolic process; intracellular signal transduction; lipid phosphorylation
Molecular function (GO): ATP-dependent diacylglycerol kinase activity
Source: RefSeq, a predicted model, not a curated record
CCGAAAUGAACGCGUCCCCCUCCGGCUCGCCUCGCACUUGUUGAAUAUCGAUUACCUCCAACCCUGCGGCGGGUUUUAUACAUUCCUCCACGCGGUAUGCGGAGUCUUUCCCCCGGGCGUGGAGCUGCUGGUUUUCGGCUGCAUGGCUGACGGACAGGCUGGAAAAACAGCGUCCAUCCAUCUGAUAGACUGUAAACUGCCGCGGACACACUCAGCAUCCCGCCGUACCGGAUCGAUAUUUCAUCUCUUUUUCAUCAAGCUUCGCAAGCAGGGAGCUCCGGAAAUCACACGGAGCACGGCGCCCUCUCCCGCGGGCAGCGCCGCUGGGUGGCACCGCUGUCUCCGGGCGGAGGGACUCUGAUCUCGGGGUGGUGGACGAUCUCUCCGCCGUGAGAAGACGACGUCGAAAAGGCUUGAAAAGCGAGCACUACCGCCUUGUUGGGACGCCCGCUCCGUGUUUGAGGAAGGUGGAUACACGAUCGGUAUUUCACUAGUUUGAUAUUUAGCCAGCCUGUUAGACGGGAAGCUUUGGGAAACACGCCGGUCCCAGCGCCCUCUCUCCGGGCAGCACCGCUGGGUGACACCGCUGGGUCCAGCCGGUGGAAUGACUCCUGACCGGCGGUUAACGACGUCACAUUUACCGGAAAACUAACCUCGUUGGGAUCACGAAGUCGUGACCCGGUUGUCUACUCUGUAUUUCUGGACCUGGAUAAUUAGCCUCUGAAGCGGGGGAAGCUCCAGUACUCAGACCGAACACGGCGCCCUUUCGCCGGGCUGAGCCGCUGUGUCCGGCCCGGUGGGACGACUCGCCAUUGGGGCUGUGAUAUUUUCUAAAGACCCAGGCUUCUCUGCACCAGGAGUGAACCCCCUCAUACCCCGUGUUAUCGCCCUCCUGUCGUGGGUGUGUGUGUAUUCGGAUAGUAGGACAUGGCCGACUCCGGCCGGGCCAGACCGGCGGACUCCGCCGCCGCGGACUGCCGGACAUCGAGUCCCCUGACGGUGAAGAAGAGGGCGCAGCAGUCUCCCGGUCUCCGGCCCAAGUACCAGAGCUCCGCACCCGGCCACUGCCUCAGGAAAGUCACCCUAACCAAACCCACCUUCUGCCACAGCUGCAGCGACUUCAUCUGGGGGCUCAUCGGCUUCCUGUGUGAAGUGUGUAACUUCAUGUGUCAUGAGAAAUGCCUGAAGACUCUGCGCUCGGUCUGUUCCUGCAUGACUCCGUCUGUGGUGCAGGUCCCGGUGGCUCACUGCUUCGGUCCGGCGGGUCACAAGAAGCGAUUCUGCUGUGUCUGCAGGAAGCAAACGGAGGGAAACACGGCGCUGCGCUGCGAAGUGUGUGAGCUGCACGUCCACGCUGACUGCGCUGUCUUCAGCUGUGCAGACUGUCGCAGGAGUCACCAGGACGCCACCCUGCAGCAGGAUACGUUUCACCACCACUGGAGGGAGGGAAACCUGCCGUCAGCGGCGAGGUGUGACGUCUGUCGGCGGUCCUGCGGUUCGUCUGACGUCCUGGCGGGGAUGAGGUGUGAGUGGUGUGGCAUCACGAGCCAUGCGGCGUGUUACCUCGGCGUGCCGCCAGAGUGCACUCUGGGACGUCUGCGCUGCAUGCUGCUGCAUCCGUCCUGCGUCCGCCUCGAGUCCAGAAACUUCAGCAAGAUGCACUGCUACCGCAUCACCGAGAGCUACAGCCAUGACCUGGAUAACUCAGAUGAUGUUGAACCGUCUGCUGCUGUGUCUAAAGACGGUCAGCCGGCUGCUCUGGAGUCAGGGAAACAGUUUCUUAAGGUGUUUGAUGGCGAUGAUGCAGUCAAGCGAGGCUUCUUCCGAUUGGUCUCCAUCCUUCGAGCCACAAGGAAUGAGGAAGUGGUGGAGGCGGCGCUGAGGACCUUCUACCUCCCAGAUGAACCUGAGGACUACGAGCUGCAUGAGAUCGGCGGCAUGCAGCGUCUCCAUAGCGAUGACAUCCUCAACCGUAACGGCGGUCCAGACAACAGGAGCUCUCUGAAGGACGGCGGUGACGCCUGGCUGCUGAGGGCCAAACCCCGAGAGGCUGAGGUCAUCAAGGUGUACGCGGGCUGGCUCAGGUCGGGUGCAGCUUACGCCUCCGUCUCCGUCUCUAAGAGCAGCACAGCAGCUUCAGUCCUCACUGAGGUCCUCACUCAGCUCGACAGACAGGAGGAAGACGCGUCCAGUUUCAGCCUGCUGGAGGUUUGCAUGAGCAGCAAGCAAGUCCAGAGACAGACUCUGACUCCUCAGGAGAAGAUUCUGGACAAGGUGCAGGAGAUCAGGAAGGUGUCUCUGCGGCAGAUGAACCAGACUCGGUUUUACAUCGUGGAGAACAGGAAGAGAGCGGCGCAGGUCAGCCUGCUGAUUGGAGGACUGCCCCCCCUGCUGAAUAAAGAGGACUACGUCCAGCUGAUCCAGGAACACCUGACCGUCAAGAGUCACCUGGUCACCACCAGCCACAUCUAUGCCAGUCAAGGUACGGUGGCGCUGCAGAUCUCGUGUUUCUCUGAAGCAGAGAGGAUCUACAUGUUAGCUAAAGACACGACCGUCAGCAACAAGGCGCUCUCUUCGCUUGUCAUCCCAGAGAUCGAGCACAACAAGCUGGGACAAGACGUCUGUCCUCUGCUGGUGUUCGUCAACCCAAAGAGCGGCGGGCUGAAAGGAAGAGAGCUUCUCUACGGCUUCCGGAAACUUCUGAACCCUCAUCAGGUCUUUGACAUUUCCAAUGGAGGACCGCUGGCUGGCCUCCAUACGUUCCGGGAGGUUCCCAGAUUUCGGGUGCUUGUCUGUGGGGGCGACGGGACGGUGGGCUGGGUGCUGGGAGUACUGGAGGCAGUCCGGCACAAACUGGUCUGUCGAGAGCCGCCCAUCGGCAUCGUCCCGCUGGGAACAGGUAACGACUUGGCUCGUAUCCUGCGCUGGGGGGCGGGUUACAGUGGCGAGGACCCUCACCACAUCCUGGUCUCUGUCGACGAGGCAGACGAGGUCCUGAUGGACCGCUGGACGAUCCUGCUGGACGCCCAGGACAUCACUGAAGACGGCAAGGACAACGGCUUCCUGGAGCCACCCAAGAUUGUGCAGAUGAACAACUACUUUGGUCUUGGCAUCGAUGCGGAGCUCAGCCUCGACUUCCACCAGGCCAGAGAGGACGAACCGGAUAAAUUCACCAGCAGGUUCCACAACAAAGGUGUGUACGUGAAGGUCGGUCUGCAGAAGAUCAGUUACACCAGGAGUCUCCACAAAGAGCUGCAGCUUCAGGUGGACGCUCAGAACGUCCCAUUACCCAAUAUAGAGGGUCUGAUCUUCCUCAACAUACCCAGUUGGGGCUCUGGUGCUGAUCUCUGGGGGUCAGAGGUCGAUGGUCGCUAUGGGAAACCUAGCAUCCAUGAUGGCCUGCUGGAGGUGGUCGGGGUCACAGGGGUAGUCCACAUGGGCCAGGUGCAGAGCGGGAUGCGGUCAGGGAUUCGUAUUGCUCAAGGGAACUACAUCAGGCUGACUGUGAGCAAACCCAUACCUGUCCAGGUGGACGGAGAGCCGUGGAUCCAACCACCUGGACACAUCAUCAUCUCUGCUGCCGGACCAAAGGUUCGGAUGCUGAGGAAGUCCAAGCAGAAGCAGAAGAAAUCGUCAGCUGGUGUGAAGGACGGACGUUCUGAGAGUCCUUCCUCCAGAGAUGGAGGACAUUGACCGAUCCACCUGGAAACCAGUGUCUUGCCUUUUACCUACUUCCUGUUGCUGAUGGGAAGCCAUUUUUACGCCAGCAGCCGGCUGUGAUUCACUCGUGUAGCUUUGUAGCGAUGCUAACGGGCUGCAGAUCAACUUGGAGGCUGGAUGAGGUUGAACUUUUCCCUGCACAUGUUUGGAGGAAGUCCUGGAUCAGCUUGAGUUAGGCCCAGUCGGGAUCACAUUUCCAGCCCGCUGCCCACAGAAUUCACAAUAACUAUCGUCAAUAUUCAGCAACUAAAACUGACUUUUUUACGUAAAACACAAGAGUAACAAGUCAUGAUUAGAUCGUGCUUAGAUUAACACGGAGUUGAUGUUAAGGGUUUCUCAGUACAGAUAAGCUUGAGAGUUAAACAAAAAGAAGUAUUUAACAAAAGUUGUUGAGUUUCUGUCCAGAUGUGACUGUAUUUGUACAGUAAGUAGCCGUAGACUCAGUGUCAGUUCAUAUGUUGUAAUAACUUUAGUUGUGAGAAAUAAUGUGCAGCUAUAGAGUGAUUAUGACCUCAGUGUCUCAAAGUGUCAUUGAACAUGGAGAAGCUGAACGCUGAAGCUCUCCUGAAGAGACUGACGGGCAGCUUCUUGAAGAAGCUGUAACCACGUUAUGUUUGUCGAAACCACAAAUCUCCUGGAUGCUGAACUGGCUUUCUUCCUCGUGUGUGAAAUCCUUCGGUAAUGUUGGUUUUAGACAACAUUCAUUUUGCAGUGAAGCUCUCCGAAGCUAAUGAACGUGCAAAAGUCAGGCUAGAAAUCACUGAUUCCGUGUAACCACGGUGUCCACUGUAAAUACCACAGGAGUCAAAGAACUGAAGUCAGAUGAGUCUGAGCUGAGUGUUAACUGAAGAGCAGCUGUAACGCCUGGAGCACAGUUUGGACUCCAGCAGGUGGAUGUAGGUUUUAAAUAUGAAUGGGAUGUAAACCCUGAGGUCAAAGUUUAGUUUCCUACAAACGAUCAUCUUGUUAUAAUAACUUGGAAAAAAGAUUUGUUCCUGCAAGAGCUUAAGUUCCGUGUAGGAGAUAAAAAUACAUCUUAUAUCUACAUUUACUUGGUUUGCUUUGUACUCAGAUUAACUUUAAUCACUUCAACUACUUGCUAAAUUAAACUAAAUGCUAAAAGUAAGAAAACUAGAGUGAAAAAGAAGAAUAAUAGUAGAUGCAUGAUUUUAAAAAAAUUAGCAAACUUAACUAUUUUGUUUAGCUCUGCAUAAAAAGAGCAGCUGAUCUUGAAAUUCUAAAUAAUCUGAAUUAUACAGGUUGUACUGACAUAUAAAUAUAAAAUCUGCCAAGAUACAUUUAUUAUCAAUGACGAGCUGAAGAUAUUUUACAGCCAUACAAUCCAAAAAUGCUAAAAGAAAGUAUUGGAGGGCUAGCAACUGCAUUAGCAACAACUAGCUUGUUAAAUUACUGUAAUAACCUAAUAAGUUAGGUUAUGUUACUUUAUGUCUUAAUUUAACUGGCCGCUUGAGUCAAUUAAUUAAUUAUUGUCUUCUAAAGAUUGAACUUGUUGUAGAAUUAAGAGCUGAUAUAUUCACCAUUCCAGAUUUCUUAUGAGAGCUGCAAAUCAUUAGCUAAAAGUACAGCUACCCGCUACACGUGGCGUUGCUAAUUUAGAAGAUGUCACAUGGUUAAAACAUGAGUCUUCCUCAUGACUACGAUAGAAACUGUGCUGCAGCUUUACGCUGUGUUUUCAGUUCAUGCUAACAUCCUCAGCUGUGAUGUUCGACUGACUCGUCUUUUUCUCUUUCUUGUCUGAUAGCAGUUAGCUCCUGAGUACUAAGUGCGUUGUAUUGAGUUUAUGCUAAAGGACAGCAGCGUCCAAUCACUCAGUGAGCCACAAACCCAAAAUUGAAAACAGGCAUAUCUGUCCUACGAGUUUUUGCUGAGGGAUGACACAGUUCUUUAAUUCCUUCUCUUCCCCAAAGCCACAUGUUUAAAUAAAUCUAGCAUGUUGCUAGCUGCAUUACAGCGCCAUUACUAGCUUGCAAGCUGGUUAGCUACUUUACCGGAAAGCUCACUAGCUUGCUCGUAUGCCCAAACAAAACGUACUUUGUAAAGGAAAUGUAGCGUAAGAAUUACAAACAUGUGGAAACACAACGUGCCAGUGUGUGAUGCCAGGUACCAGCUAGCUACACUGCUAGCUUUGCCAAGCUGCCAGCUUUGGUUGUCGAGCUAGCUUGUGAAAACAAAGGAAGAAAGUAUUUGAAGAGAGCAAUUUGAGGGUUAAAUUGUUCAAUUCAGUGACCUGCUGUUUUACAUUUUAUCACUUGAUUUUCAGCACAGAUGCUGUUAUUGGUCGACAUGAGUUUGUUUUGCUGCCUUCAGUCAAUCCAAAGAUCACAUUUCCGUUCAAACGAAUCCACUUUGGUGCAAAGUAUUUCUGCCAUAAUUGUUUGUGCGAGCCCGAACUCGCCAUCGCAGCUUCCCCCGUUUUCAGUGAACCCCGACUUUAAGCCUUGAAGGAAACUUUUGAAAGACGAGCCUCAGCUGCCAGUUUAUACCCGAACAGCCUGUGACGGACAGACGCAGGAGGAUUUUAUGAACUUCGUCUACAUUCCCAGAGAUGCAGAUCGUAAAGAAACACAUUCUGUAAAGGACACUUUCUGGACCAGAUGCAGGAUCUUCUGCUGAAGGUCUCAGCUCUUGAUGUAGCCACAACAGUACUGAAUCUCUGUACUUUAGUUGUGAUAUUUAGCUUUUUUUUUAUCCAAGGUCUAAUCAACUGAUUUACUUUGGCGUUUUUUGGUGCUAGAGGGUAACAGUUUGUUAUAGUUCUGUGUUUGACUUAAAAUUCAAAGAUCAUGUUUUUAUUCAAAGCCUCAAACUCAAAAAAAAACUUGAUCCAGCUUUUAUUACAGGUGUUUUAAUUAACUCAGGAGCUGCAUGCUGCUGCAUUUCAGUGCAGGAGUAUUCAUUCCAGACGGCUGCAUUUAAUGAAUUUAAUGAAAAGCGAUGACAGUAAAGGUUUGUGGCUUUGAAUGAAUGAAGAUCUGAGAAUGAAUGCUGAUCAUCAGUGGCAUUAACUGUUCAUUUUCAUUGACUGUAAAGUGCUGAGUCAUGCUGAAGUGUUUUCUACAGUCGACACUGUACUGACGGUCGAUGUAGCUGUGAGAAGCUUAAACUGUGCAGACAGGCCUGCUGUCACAGUGUGUUAUCACAUGCAUGAAGUACUGUAGUUCUGAGUGUUCUUAUAACUGCAGCGUUUUACCUCCUCUUUGUUCCCACUAAGGACUCAGUCUGUCUGCCGUCACUGUUAAACAACCGUAACUGUUAUUUCAAACCAGUGUGAACUUCACAUUCCUGCUGAUCAACAGGAAGUUUCACUCUUCUGCAAGUAAACUUGAGAGAAAUGAAGUGAAAUGGAGACGGUGGUGUGCAGGAGUAUGAAGUUCACAAACUUUGUUGUUAAUGAGCUAAAAGAACCAGCAGCCUCGUCCUCAGAAUUUAGUCUUCAGACCAAACAGAGCACAAAGAUCCUGCUGCAGGUGCUCCACCACUGAAGGAUCAUCUCUGUAGUCCAGAGAAGACGUUUUCACCAUUUAUGACUCAAAGAGAGUCCAGACAACUGAUUCGGUUCAUUUUGACUCAUGUCAAAAAUGUAGAAAGUAGUUCCUUAAAAAUUAAAAGAAGAAGAUCGAAUGCUGCUUUCAGGCUCUAAUAAAGCACAAAUGAAGAAUCUGAAGCAACAGUUUAUGGGUUAAACAUUCACACUUGUAACUUUAUGUUUUUAUGGCUGCAUCGUUCUGUCAGAUGGAAAUAUUCUACAUGUCUGCUGCAUCACUGUAGACACAGACUUGGUAUAUUUGGACAGUUUUGGAUCUCCAGUUGAAUUUAAUUUUUUUUUUUGUUUAAAUGAAAGUUGAACAAAACAUCAUCAGAUGCAGCUGAAGUUCAUUGACUAAAACGCGUUUUAUUUGUGCAGUUUUUGAGCAAACAUUUCCUCCUGCAUCCAAAACGUUAAAUGUUCGGAAAGACGAAAUUUCUUUUUUCUCUCUUGGUUUUUCUUUGAUGCCACAAACUACUUUUAUUUGUCGUUGAAUGUUAAAAAUGUGCUUUAACGUGGUUUUCUCUGCUUCUCUGCGUCCGUCGUGCCUCGUAGCGUCUGACUUACCCGUCAUUAUUAAGGGGCGGUCUGAAACCAGGCCGGGUGGUGGUUUGGUCUGCAGGGUGAAGUCCGUGUAGUGCCUCAUCCGAACGCUUCGACGCCCUCAGCGCUCUGACGUUUACCGUGUGUAUGUGGUGUGUUCACCUCUAACGUGCUGAGCUAAUGUGCCUCCAGAUGUCAUCUAGAUGUCUCUUUUCUUUUGCUGUUACUGUUACUAUAUCUUUAAUUUUUACCUGAAGUUUUAUUGAAUAGAUGAUAUGUAUAUUUUUGCAGAGAGAAGCUGUUUUUGUUUUUAGUUUAACUGUAAAGUUUUAAUUGUAAAUUGCACUAACUGUUUCACAGAUGCUCUUAGAUGUCACGUUCAGGUUAUUAUGAAUGUUGUAACAACUAAAGCUAAAUAUAUAGUACAUAUAUAUGUUUAAAUAACUGAUUCUUAUGUGUUUAAUCAAAAUAAACGAAAGACUAUCUAAG